AUGCUGUCCAUCGCCUCCGGAAUCAACAACAAAUUUAUCGUUUGCGGGCGGAAACUAAACGGGUACUCUAGCUUGGAUUUAUUCGUUAUGCCUAUAACCGACAAGCCGCGAUUAAAUCACUCACAAAAUGCCAAAAAAAUCACACCUACCACGCCCAAUCCGUGGGUCACGGGCGGUCCACCGGGUGGCAAAGACGCCGUCCUAGUGUUCCGCACCUACGCCCUAUCGCCAGCGGCCUCUGAGAGUGGUGGCGAUCUCUCGCCGGGUGGAAGCCCUUCCGUAACGCCAUCAUCGGAUGUUGCAUCCAGUACAAACCUAGCCGGCGAGGUGUCUUCCGCCGGUCCGACGGUGUCCCCGAGGCUGGCCGAGCUGAAGCAUACAGCCCACAAAUCAUCCCCCACUGCCCCCAAUUCUACACUGCCGAAGAAUUUCAACGUUCAGCGGAAGACGCGCGGAAUGGCACCGAGCAGAAGUGGCACCAUCACCAGCAGCAACGAGGAUGACGACGACGAGGAUGAAGAUGAUGAAGCUGAGGGUGCCGACGAAGAUGAGGACAACGAGGAAGAUGAGCACGAUCGUGUUGAUCAAGUGGAACGCCGCGAUCAGGAGCAGGAUGUUGAUGACGAGGACGAUGACGACGACGACGACGGUGAAGAAGGCGAAGGAAACGACGAAGACGAGGAGUAUGAAACGGACGCAGGAGCAACCUCGCAGGAGGAGCUAAGUCCUGCGAAGGGAAAAAGCUCGAGUGGUUCCGCGGCGCGAUCGGUUACCAUCGGUGAAGAACCGCGCAUCAACAAGCCCAAGAAACGGCAGCUCGAAUCGUCGUCCUCUUCCAGCUCGCUCAGUAACGCGUCGAUGUCGAGCGUCAAGGGCGGGUCGGGUGAUGAAAUCGACACGGAAAUGUCGACGUCCAAGUCGGAACCCUCGCUGGCCAUGGCGGCGAUGGCCGUGGACAAGAAGCUGGCCGCCCAUCGGAAAUGCACGGAAGAGAACAAGGAGAACCAGCAGAACGCACCGGCAAAGACGGAAAUGCCGGCAUCGCAGCUGAACAUUUGCUACAAGUUCAUCAACACCGAGACGCGGCUGCUGCGGAAGAUACUGAACGCGCACGGUAUGGGCGAGAGCGGCCCGGAGUGCAACGAUUUCAAUCUGCUCUGGACCGGCAUUCACCUGAAGCCGGACAUUUUGCGUAAUUUGGCCCCGUACCAGCGAGUGAAUCAUUUCCCUAGAUCCUACGAGUUGACGCGCAAAGAUCGGCUUUACAAAAACAUCGAGCGCAUGCAGCAUCUCCGGGGUUAUAAGCAUUUCGACAUCGUACCACAAUCGUUCCUACUGCCACAGGAUUACAAGGAACUGAUAGCGGCGCACAACAAGUGCCGUGGUCCGUGGAUCGUGAAGCCGGUUGCCUCCAGCCGCGGCCGUGGAAUAUUUAUCGUGAACUCGCCGGAUCAGAUUUCUUCGUUCGAGCAGGUCGUGGUGGCAAAGUACAUCUCCGACCCGCUGUGCAUCGACGGACACAAGUGUGACAUUCGCAUUUACGUCGCGGUCACAUCGUUCGAUCCGCUCAUCAUCUACAUCUACGAGGAGGGUCUGGUCCGGCUGGCAACGGUCAAGUACGAUCGGACGGCCGAAAAUCUGUGGAACCCGUGCAUGCACCUGUGCAACUACAGCAUCAACAAGUACCACACCGAUUACAUCAAGUCGAGCAACGCGGGCGAAGAGGACGUCGGGCACAAGUGGACGCUGAGUGCGCUGCUGAGGCACCUCCGCAGCCAGGGUUGCAACACCGAGCAGCUGAUGCUCGCGAUCGAGGACCUGAUCACUAAGGCGAUCUUUUCCUGCACGCAACCGGUCGUGUCGGCGUGCCGCAUGUUCGUGCCACACAUUGGCAACUGCUUCGAGCUGUACGGCUUCGACAUUCUGAUCGACGAUAUGCUGAAACCGUGGCUGCUGGAGGUGAACCUCUCGCCGUCACUCGGUUGCGAUACGCCGCUCGACACCAAGGUGAAGGCUUCGAUGCUGACCGAUCUGCUCACGAUGGUGGGCAUUCCGGCCAUCAGUCCGCUGCAGAAGGCGUGCUACGACAGCAAGGGGCAAAAAAUUCGCAACCUUACCACGCCCUAUCGGCGCGUCAACUCGGCUGACUUCGUGCACACUGGCGGCCGGAAGGACGGUUCGGGCGGCAGUGGCGGUGGCAAUCAGCAACAGCAAGGAAAAGGCGAUGGCGGCGGUGGCAGUAAGCUGCAGACAACGCUAAGUGCGCUGACGGCGGAAGAGUUGAAGAUACUGCGGUUCGCUCGCUCUCAGUACGAACGGCGAGGUGGAUUUGUCCGGAUCUUUCCUACGAGUGACAGUAUGACACGGUACGGAUCACUGUUGGAUCCGAUCACUGGGAUCCCAACGUCGGCCGUGACAUCGUCUAGCAGUGGCACCUACCUGAUGAUCAUACCGCACAACUACAACCAGAUGUUGCACUCCCAGCUGUUUCCGCCCGGAAGUGAGACGGAGAACCGCAUCGUGCACCGUAUCCAGAAGUACGAGCGUGCCCUCGAAAGCUCGCUUCCGAUCACGAUCGGUCCGAAGCAUGCGGCACCCAAGUGUCUGGACGAGGCGAAACGGCUGCGGUUGCAAGUGCGUAAGCUGAUCGAGAAUGGGCACGAGAUGAGCAUCUUGCAGGCCCGGCGAGCUUUCGGUUACUACCUGGAGUACAUCCUGAAGCGACUCUCGUCCGAACCGAAGCACAGCCACGAAGAGCUCAUCAUGAAGUUCCUGUAUCGCGUCGGCGCCCACAUGAAGACGCCAUUUUUCUUCCGCAAUUUCGGCAACAAGGCACUCGGUAAGGACCGUGGCGCAAUGGUGGCCAAACAGCUCGGUGACUACCUGCAUCUGUACAACAAGGAAACGGAGUCGUACGUCGACGUGUUCGAUAUUGUCGGCAUGCUGCCGAUUAAGCUGUUCGAUGACUUUCUGGUGCAGGCGAGCGAAGCCGACCUGGAGUCGGUCCUGACGCUACACACGAACCUCUCGCAGCAGAUGCCGUUCCUGUACAGCGGAUGCUCGACCAGUGUUCCGCCGGCACCGCCUAUUCCGGUUGGAGCGCACGGUUUCUUGAAAGCGCUACCGAGCAUGGCUCCGGGCGGCGCUAACAAGGAGCUGAUCCGAUUGGAUCCUUUCUAUCGGCGCGUCGAGAGCCGGCUUCCGCUGGGGGCUCGCGUUAGUGGUCUCGCUGAAGCGCGAGGAAUCGGUGGCGUCGGGGAAUCUAAGGCCUCCGCGCGGCUUUCGCCGAUGAAGAAGAAACCUCCAAUCGGAAGCAUGGUGAAGUCGUCCCGGGAGCGUGAGCAACGCUCGAAUUGGCUCUACUAA
This is a messenger RNA of Anopheles nili, 3366 nucleotides long. It is a transcript of the gene TTLL5, whose product is annotated as tubulin polyglutamylase TTLL5. The transcript is spliced from 5 exons. Lineage: Eukaryota; Metazoa; Arthropoda; Insecta; Diptera; Culicidae. Gene Ontology annotation, molecular function: tubulin-glutamic acid ligase activity; tubulin binding. Gene Ontology annotation, cellular component: cilium. Gene Ontology annotation, biological process: microtubule cytoskeleton organization; protein polyglutamylation. Bases 1 to 3366 code for a protein of 1121 amino acids. The record is from RefSeq and is a predicted model, not a curated record.